This is a messenger RNA of Gossypium arboreum, 1260 nucleotides long. Its product is annotated as putative pentatricopeptide repeat-containing protein At1g12700, mitochondrial. NCBI's taxonomy places the organism in Eukaryota, Viridiplantae, Streptophyta, Magnoliopsida, Malvales, Malvaceae. Gene Ontology annotation, molecular function: protein binding. The transcript has a single exon. The coding region runs from base 390 to 983 and encodes 197 amino acids. The record is from RefSeq and is a predicted model, not a curated record.
UUUCCCUAAACACCACUUCGCAACCCAAAAUUUACACUUCUUCUGUUACUGCGGCCGCCAUUUCUGCUUUCAUUUUCAAGCUCACCCCUCAUUGGUUUUUCAUUUUGCUUAGUUUCAAGAUAUGGGUAAGCUUCCUUCUUCUUUUAUUCUUCGUUCACUUGUUAAUGGGGGAAUCCAUCUUUCUAAUUUCCACUCUUUUUCUUCUUCUAACACCAUUGCUACCCACAUCGAAGCUUAAGUAAGAAACCCAUGUUUGUUAGAGGAAAGGGGAAAAUAGAUGAUGGCUUCGAUAAUGUUGACGAUGCUUUGAUUUUGUUCAAUAAGAUGAUUGAAAAGUACUAAAGCCUUCCAUUGUGGAAUUCAAUAAAUUAUUAGCAGCCAUUGUUAGGAUGAAACAUUAUGCCAUUGUUGUUUCUAUGUAUAGACAGAUGGAAUUAUUAGGCGUUUCCCAGGAUGGUUAUUCUUUGAACACCUUGAUUAAUUGCUAUUGUCAAUUAGGUCGAAUUGGUUUUGGGUUUUCUAUUUUGGGGAAAAUGCUGAAGUUAGGUGUUGAGCCUAGUGCUGUAACUUUUUCAACUUUGAUUAAUGGACUUUGUAAUCGAAGUAAGAUUUCUGAAGCUGUUAGUAUAUUUGAUGAAAUGACUAAAAGAGGGUAUCAACCUAAUUUGAUUGUUUACAAUAUAAUACUUAAGGGGUUGUGUAAGAGUGGCAAUACAGAUAAAGCUAUUAGGUUUCUAAGACUGAUGGAAGAUAGAGAUUUUGAAACCGAUAUUGUAACAUAUAGCACAGUCAUUGACUGCCUUUGUAAGAAGGGGCUAUUAAAGGAGGCUCUCGAUCUCUUCUCUGAAGUAAAGGUUAAAGGCAUUAGACCAAAUACCAUUACCUUAAUUCAUGGUAUGUGUAAUUCGGGACAGCAAGAGGAGGCAACAAGGCUUUUGAAUGAAAUGGUUGAUAACAAUAUGCAAUUUGCAAUGAAGGAAUGAUUUCUAAAGCUGUAGAGAUCAUUAACAUGAUGAGAAAGCAUGACAUUGAGCCCAAUGUUGCCACGUAUAGUACAUUGGUUUAUGCGCAUUGCAAGGAAGGGAUGGUCUCUGAAACAGAGGAUUUUGUUGACGCAAUGAUAAAGCAAGAAAUCGAGCCUAAUGUCGUUACCUAUAGUGCAUUAGUUAAUGGUUAUUGCUUGCGGAACGAAAUGGAUAAAGCUAGAAUAGUUUUGCAGAUGAUGAUUGAGAAGGGUUGUGCACCUAAUAUAGUUACUUA